AUGAGAGACGAGUCGGGAGAGGAGGUGGCCGGCUUCUGGAUUGCCGUGUGUCCUACACUACAUUGUGCCGCUGCGCUGCGCCUGGCGCUGCUGGUCGCGGGCUCUAUGCUGCUGCACGACUGCGUGUGCGCGGCCGUGCCGAUAGGCGGGUCCGCCGCCGCUGCCGCCGCCGCCGCCGCCGCCGCUGCCGCCGAGCCGCGGCCAGUGUGGCAGUGGCCGUGCGGAGAGAAGAGCCCCACGCGGCCGGGCACGGUGCUGGUGCCGGGGGAGCCCGUGCGCCACCCGGCGCCCAAGGCGAUGCGGCGCGUGCACAACCAGCUGGCCGUGUCGCUGCAACACAUGAAGAAGAGUCAACCCGCCCUCCGGCAGCUGUACGGAAACUUCAGCAAACUUGGAGAGCUGAAAUAUGAUUGGUUGCCCCGCAAACAACUUGUUUGGUUCAAAAAGCAUUACCAGUGUAGCAGCAACAAGAUUGCAGAAGUACUUCCAGUGUUUCAUAAAUCCCUCCAGAAUUUUUCCGUCACGUUCGAAGCGAUGAAGCCGCACGGCGAAAGCCAGAUAGGAAGAAAAGAUGAAAUUUACCGGAUUCGGGACCCUCUGUUGUCCAAUAUCACCAUGUGGCACAAAAUGCUGUUGUGCGAGACGGAAGCGGCGAUACACAACGUGCGUCUACCGGCCCCGGAGUGGGUGUCCGUCGGCAUCCUCACCAAGCAUUGGCCCCCCAACCCCGACUUGACGGAGACGCUGGUGCGUGAUUGGGGUGUCAUCCGGCAGUACGAGCUUUUCUUGUCCGAGUGGGCCAGAAUUAUUCGCCUAAUGGGUCGGAAGGAGACGCCGGCGUGUAAGAGCGGCGGCGCGGGCGGGCGAGCGAAGCCGAGGAGGAAGCAGAAGCAGCACGCCCCCCCGUAA
This is a messenger RNA of Gryllus bimaculatus (two-spotted cricket), 909 nucleotides long. The record is from the annotation of a GenBank genome assembly. Lineage: Eukaryota; Metazoa; Arthropoda; Insecta; Orthoptera; Gryllidae.